UUUCGAUAAGUUGUUCGUGACACAUAAGAGUGAUAGUUUUGUGUUUCGUCUUCGUCGCAAAGACGUUUUACUUGUAUUCCGUGUUGAAUGUAUUUCUGAAGUUGGAAAUCUACAUUGAAUGUCAAAAAAAUGAACAUCGCUGGUAACUUUGAUCGAGACAAGGAAAGGGCACUGACAGGUGUAGAUUUGAGCAGAAAAGGAUCGAUUGACGCUAGAAUCCAAUCGUUAGUCUCAGUCUUGAAUGCAUCAACCGAUUUCUUCACAACGAGUUCAUGUUCUGGAAGAAUAAUUAUUUUUGGUGAUAAUAAAGAAGGAAGUAAGUCUGUGAAAAAGAAAGGUUGUCAGUGGUUGUACACAACACAUGAUGAAGCAGUAUAUAAUGCAGCUUUGGAGAGCCUUCAGAACUUGACAGGCGAUUCAGUGUUGAAGUUUGAACCAUUUGUGUUACAUGUCCAAUGCAGAUCUCUUAGUAAUGCUCAGUCAAUGCUAAGUUGUGCAGUGGCAUCGGGAUUCAGGAACUCUGGUAUAAGUAUUGGAAACAAAGGAAAGAUAAUUGUGGCUGUGAGAAGUACACAUGGACUUGAAGUUCCUCUCUCUCAAGAUGGAGAACUACUCGUUACAAAUAAGUACAUAGAAAAACUCAUUGAAAUCGCCAACACAAAGAUCCAAGAAAAUUUCUUAAGAAUAGACAGAUUCUACCAGAAUGUCAUUUCACUGAUAGAAACAUUAAAACAUGAUCAUAUUAGUGCAAACGUUGUAAAUAAACCAAAUAUGAUCAAAAAGAAAAGAAAGAAGUGUGAGAAAAUGGAAAGCAGACAAAGUGAUGAAAAGGAAAAAGUUUUUUCGGUAAAGGAAAAUUCACAAUCUGAAGAGUCAAGUGAAAAUAUCUGUGAAGAUUUGUCAAAAUGUUCACUCUUUGAAAGUGUGACCUGAGGGAACAAAAAGUUGCAAUAAAUAUUAGUAAGUAUUGCAAAUCUUCUUAACAGAGGCUUCAG
This is a messenger RNA of Saccostrea cuccullata (small rock oyster), 995 nucleotides long. Its product is annotated as tRNA wybutosine-synthesizing protein 3 homolog. The record is from RefSeq and is a predicted model, not a curated record. The transcript has 8 exons. The coding region runs from base 130 to 933 and encodes 267 amino acids. NCBI's taxonomy places the organism in Eukaryota, Metazoa, Mollusca, Bivalvia, Ostreida, Ostreidae.